Molecule: messenger RNA, 3792 nt
Organism: Oncorhynchus mykiss (rainbow trout)
Lineage: Eukaryota; Metazoa; Chordata; Actinopteri; Salmoniformes; Salmonidae
Source: RefSeq, a predicted model, not a curated record
AUGCCUGCAUCUGUCUUGUCCUCUCUCUCUCUCCGUCUCCUUCCAGUCUCCCACCUUCUCCAGAGCUUCACCGAGGGAGAACUGAAGAAGGUGAUCGGGACUCUGAUUGACAGGAGUAGCAAGAGGAGAGGCAGGAACAGUAGAGAGGAGAGCCAGGAGAGCUCAUCCCAGACGACUAAGGGAGCUAAGCGUGGGCGCAGGAAGAGGUUAAAGCCGUGCUCUUUGCGGGAAGUGGAGGUGACGGUGGGGGAACUGGGGCUGGGCUACGACAGCGACGAGACUCUCCUCUUCAGGUACUGCAGCGGCAGGUGCACCGCGCGCCGACGACGCAACUAUGACAUCGCCCUGGAACACACGAGGAGGGCGGGGCUCAUUAAAAAGGGGCGGAGAGACAAGGUGCAGUACAGCCCGUGCUGUCGGCCUAUCGCGUACGAGAAGGAUAUCUCCUUCCUGGAUAACAACAGUAGAUACCACACGGUGCAGGAGGUGUUGGCACGGGAGUGUGGCUGUGCGUGACCCUGGGGGAGGUGGGUAAACGUUUAAUAACGACCACAUCCUCUGAACCACCAAUGAGUAAUGGCUACUGGGAUGAUGUCAUAUGAUGUCUCAGUGUGGAUGCAAUGCCUCAUGAAAAGCGAGAGACUUGUCAUCGCAGGUGUUAUGGUCACAUGAUGCAGGAAGUGUCGGCUCUGGAGGCGUUGCUGUGCACGAUCUCUGAACAUGGGGCCUGUUCCCGGAAAGAUCCGUGGAGAUUUCUUUUAUCCGUCUUGUUGUACUGGCAGCUUUGCCUUUCGAAGGGCAGCGUUCAGGAGGACCCAGCAUUAAAAUAAAAUGGCAAUAUGCUCUAUCAUAGAGAACAGAAUUCAUUGUUAUGUACAUGUAUUUCGGUUGGAUGCAUGGAUAUUACCCACGGUUACCGGAUUACAGCAGAAAACAGGACAAUGCCUAUGGAUGAACUUUUUGACAUUGGGCCAAUAACAGGAGGGCGACGUGUUGGCAAACAUUCAGAUAGAUGUGAUCGUCUGUCACGUGGAAUAUAGGGACUGCGAUCAGCUCUGUGAAUUCCAUUCCUAUCUGCAAGGUUGUGAACCUUUCACCUCAUGGAAUGUGAGUCUGCCCUCUGGUGGCGUUGGAGCUGCAGGACCUCCAUGUUCUAUGAGAAGGAGCACCGAUGCCUUCUGGGAUAUCAUGUCAGGUCUAGUUCAUUUUGUCAUGUGCACAGGAUACACGUGGUACGCAGUACAAUGAAAUGCUUACCUGGAGAUACACGUGGUACGCAGUACAAUGAAAUGCUUACCUGUAGAUUCAUUCUCGGCGAUGCAACAUCAUAAAAAGACAGAAGUCAAUAAAUUAAGAAUAAUAAAAAAAUAAGUUACAUUUAAAUAUCGUCUGACCUUCCCGGGGUCCAUGGAUACUGGGUACGGGAAGAUAGAGCAACAGGAUGACGUCUCUGAAUAUGGAUCUGUGUGGAUGUAUUCAGGGAUGGAAUUCAAGGAUUUUGUGUACCGAUCAGCUUGAGCUUAUAGACUUAUAGGCAUUUUUACUACGUAAGGUCCAAAAUCUGUGCAAUGGGAUAUUUUAAUAGAAAAAAAAGAGCUAGCCAGUGGGCUAGUUUGGUAUAUUUUCUUAUAGCACAGUCUAAAAAAGUACUAGGCUCUGGCUAUUUGUAUGGAACUGGUUGAGGGCAACACACCUGUAGUAAACUUCUGAGAAUCAUGAGAGCAUGGACCCGGUCACUAGAACAGUACUGAGUAUGGACCCGGUCACUAGAACAGUACUGAGUAUGGACAGGGUCACUAGAACAGUACUGAGUAUGGACAGGGUCACUAGAACAGUACUGAGUAUGGACAGGGUCACUAGAACAGUACUGAGUAUGGACAGGGUCACUAGAACAGUACUGAGUAUGGACAGGGUCACUAGAACAGUACUGAGUAUGGACAGGGUCACUAGAACAGUACUGAGUAUGGACCCGGUCACUAGAACAGUACUGAGUAUGGACCCGGUCACUAGAACAGUACUGAGUAUGGACAUGGUCACUAGAACAGUACUGAGUAUGGACCCGGUCACUAGAACAGUACUGAGUAUGGACAGGGUCACUAGAACAGUACUGAGUAUGGACCCGGUCACUAGAACAGUACUGAGUAUGGACAUGGUCACUAGAACAGUACUGAGUAUGGACAGGGUCACUAGAACAGUACUGAGUAUGGACAGGGUCACUAAAACAGUACUGAGUAUGGACCCGGUCACUAGAACAGUACUGAGUAUGGACCCGGUCACUAGAACAGUACUGUGGCAUGAUCAAUAAAGAGAAAUUCUUCUGUUUUUUAAAUCAGAAAGGAAUGAUAAAUAGUUAAUUCAAAAUAUUGAUCAAUGACCUUUACUGGACCAUUAUCAAACAACUUCCCUUCCCUUCCAACUGCAUACAAACCUCCAUGGAGAUAUCACAAAAUGUCUGCCGUCUAGUUAUCACAAAAUGUCUGCCGUCUAGUUAUCACAAAAUGUCUGCCGUCUAGAUAUCACAAAAUGUCUGCCGUCUAGUUAUCACAAAAUGUCUGCCGUCUAGUUAUCACAAAAUGUCUGCCGUCUACAUAUCACAAAAUGUCUGCCGUCUAGAUAUCACAAAAUGUCUACCGUCUAGAUAUCACAAAAUGUCUACUGUCUAGAUAUCACAAAAUGUCUGCCGUCUAGUUAUCACAAAAUGUCUGCCGUCUAGAUAUCACAAAAUGUCUGCCGUCUAGAUAUCACAAAAUGUCUGCCGUCUAGAUAUCACAAAAAGUCUGCCGUCUAGAUAUCACAAAAUGUCUGCCGUCUAGAUAUCACAAAAUGUCUGCUGUCUAGUUUUCACAAAAUGUCUGCUGUCUAGAUAUCACAAAAUGUCUGCCGGCUAGAUAUCACAAAAUGUCUGCCGGCUAGAUAUCACAAAAUGUCUGCCGGCUAGAUAUCACAAAAUGUCUGCCGGCUAGAUAUCACAAAAUGUCUGCCGGCUAGAUAUCACAAAAUGUCUGCCGUCUAGAUAUCACAAAAUGUCUGCCGUCUAGAUAUCACAAAAUGUCUGCCGUCUAGAUAUCACAAAAUGUCUGCCGUCUAGAUAUCACAAAAUGUCUGCCGUCUAGAUAUCACAAAAUGUCUGCCGUCUAGAUAUCACAAAAUGUCUGCCUUCUAGAUAUCACAAAAUGUCUGCCGUCUAGAUAACACAAAAUAUCUGCCGUCUACAUAUCACAAAAUGUCUGCUGUCUUAUCUUCUCUAAAAAAUUAUGAGAUGUUCUGUGGCAUUUUUGUCCAAGGGUGUUCCAGCAAAAACACAAGCAUUAUAUCUUUGUUAUUUCCAUUCGAGGCUUUUAUCUAGUACUCUUCAAAAAACAACUUUCUCCAAACACAAUCACGAUCAGUAACUCACUGACAUAAUGUCCUCCUAAGCGUUUGCCAAUACAUUAUGUAAGAACUCAUUGUUUGAUUUUAUUGCUGUGGUUUCAGAUUACAGGUUACAUAGUUACAGAAUAUUCUUCAACUUUAAAGUGCUGAAAGAUAUAUAUAUAUAUAACCUUAUAAAUAUAUAAUCCAUUAUAUAAUUCACAUCCCUGAUUAAUGUGAACAAUAAGUUUAUAGACCCUAUGGGCCCUGUUCAAAAGUAGUGCACUAUUAAGGGUGCCAUUUUGUAUGCACACAACCAAAACACAUCAAUAUGUUAGUCUGAAAGUAUUCAGAAUGACUUUUUCCACAUUUUGCUACAUUAGAGGCCUUAUUCUAAAAAUGGAUUCAAUCGUUUGUUCCCACCUCAUCAAUUUACACACA